Molecule: messenger RNA, 1181 nt
Organism: Nymphaea colorata (pocket water lily)
Lineage: Eukaryota; Viridiplantae; Streptophyta; Magnoliopsida; Nymphaeales; Nymphaeaceae
Exons: 2
Coding region: 242-958 (238 amino acids)
Source: RefSeq, a predicted model, not a curated record
GGAAAAAAGAGGAGAGGUUCCCCACUAUUUGAAGGUCCAUGGGCGUACCAAGAGAAGGCGAGAAGGGAGAGCGCGAAACGUCUGUACAGGGAGAGAGAGCCAUCUCCCGCCCCAUCGCUAGCCCCGCAGGGGCGAGGGGCUUUUUCUAAUUCUCCACCGCCACGGCACCACCCACCACCAGAGGCAGCCGCCAUCCCCAAAAGGAAAAAAAAGGAGAAAAGGAAGAGAAGCAAGAUCUACAAUGGUUGGAAGAGACAAGGGCAUGAGCUACACAAAGGAAGAAGAAGAAGGCGAAGAACUAGUUAAUGAGUCGGAGUUGAUGGUGGGAUCGACAGGUUUGAUGACGAUCGAAUCGGCUCCGGAGACGGCCGAAGGCGUCCCCGGGUUCCAUCAUGCGCCCAACAAGAAGGUCGAGUUCGAAAUGGAUGAGGAGGAGGAGGAAGAGGAAGAGGAGUUCUGGGAUGACCACGACUCGUUCCCGGAGUUCCCACCCGGCGAGGUGCCCGACUUUCUGGCAGGCGGCAAGGAUAGCAAGCCGAUCCUACGGAAAGCCGACGGGCAACCGCCGCUUUACAAGCACAGAUCGUGGUCUAACGACUCGUAUCGUGAGGAGGCGUGGCUGAGGCGCAAAGGUAGCAUGGGCGGCGGCCCGAGGCGGAGCAAGAGCGUCACCGAUGAGGAUCUCGACGAGCUCCGCGGGUGUAUCGAUCUGGGAUUCCGGUUUGACGGCCAGGAGGAUCGGAGCCUCUCCGACACGAUCCCCGCCCUCGACCUAUAUUACGCUGUGAACCGGCAGUACGCAGACUGUGUCUCGAAGUCGUCGGCCUCGGAUUGCUCCGGAUCGCCCGGCGGCAGCCCCCACAACUUCUUCGAACCAGGUGAUAGCCCUCAGCUGGUGAAGGCGAGAUUGAAGCAAUGGGCGCAGGUGGUUGCGUGUUCUGUGAGGCACUGUCGCUAGCGAUCAAUGAAGCAUUUCGUUGUGCCGUUGCAGGGGAGCCUUUCGUCAUCCGAGCUAUAUAUUUACCUGGCACCAUUCCCUCUCCUCUCUUUCCUUCCUCUUCCAAGCUAUGCAUGUUUGAGUGACCAUCUCUCAUCACAGGUCUGAUAUAUGCGGAGGAAAUGACCGAAAACUAUGAAGUUAAAAAACAUAUAUAUAAUGUUAAUAGAUUUUGAAGAGUUAA